GGUGGAUAAACAGCGACGGGACAAUCCGACACUUGGGGGCUUCAUGUGUAUAGUAAAAUAAAUUAACCGAGAGGAAAGGAUACGUGGACUCCUACGAGUCAAUGCCAGCACCUUCAGGCUAAGCAGCACUGUGAGACUCUGUAAAAACACUCAACGCUACUGAAGCGAGGAGGCAAGGUCAGUGUCGGUGUGAAAAAAGCCUUAUUGACUACUGCGGUGGCGGGGCAGGAGCACACAACUCAGGAAGAUGGCAUCACCUUUUGUGCCUGUCCCUGUGCCCAUGGACAGAGCCCUGUCCGGCGGUAGCAACAAGCUGAGACGUCCACAGCGAGCUUCUUCACUGGGAAGCGUCUCCAGCAGCUUGGAGUCCUCGUCCCCCAUCAUCGGGAUGGCCGGGGAGAACCCUGGAAGAGAAUUGUUAGGCUCCCAGCGUUCGUCCCGCUGCGCAGACAGAGCCGGACGCAGCCGGACGCCGCCGCCGCUCCAGAGCCCUGUGACGCGGGCUCGGGUAAACGGGACACUGGAAGCUUCUGUGGAGUACUCAAGCUGCCCUCGCUCCGUAUCGGAUCCUGAUGGCAGUCAGCAAAUUGAGGAGAGGCCUAUCACGCCCACUGUGUUGGGGUAUGAGGUCAUGGAGGAGAGGGCCAAGUUCACGGUAUAUAAGGUCCUGGUCAAGAAGACUCCAGAUGAGAGCUGGGUUGUUUUUAGGAGGUACACAGACUUCUCCAGGCUCAACGACAAGUUAAAAGAAAUGUUUCCAGGCUUUCGCCUCUCGCUGCCUCCUAAGCGCUGGUUCAAAGAUAACUAUGACAGCGACUUCCUGGAAGACAGACAGCUGGGACUGCAGGCUUUUUUACAAAACUUGGUCGCUCACAAGGACAUCGCCAACUGCCUGGCAGUGAGAGAGUUUCUGUGUCUUGAUGACCCACCAGGGCCUUUUGAUAGUCUGGAGGAGAGCAGGGCGUUCUGUGAGACUCUGGAAGAGAGCAACUAUCGUCUCCAGAAGGAGCUCCUUGAGAAGCAGAAGGAGAUCGCCUCACUGAAGAGGAGGCUGGAGGAGAGGGAGCAGGCGAUCCUAGUACUGGAGAAGCACAUCAAUGGUGAGUGUGUGAGCCCAGAGUCGCCGUGUGGUUUGUCAGCUCAGGGCAGCGAGAGCAGUGCAGACGUAGACGUUGAAUCAUCCGCUGCAGAGGCUGAUCAGGACAUGCCUGACGACACCGGUGGCAGGUGUGAGGUCCAGCCGGUGCGAUCCUCUGCAUGUUGGUGCGGGCCGUCACUCAGCGUCUCUCCUCCAGUCAUCCAGGUCACGCAGCUUUACCACAAGAAGCUGGAACCCUAACGCCGAACCCUGGUCCUCCUCCUCCUCCUCCUCCUCCCCUGCUCCACCACCCCCUCGUUCCAUAUGCUGGAGUCCUACUCAGUACCCAUUUUCUGUUUUUCGGGCCUCUCUUUGACUUCACCACUCCCUCCCCCCCUCAUCACAUCGCGUCCUUCCACCUUCCAGAUUGUAGCCGCUGUUUCACCCUUCGUUGUCAGAGUUGGACCUGAUACAGCAUUUCCCUCAAGAUCAGCGUGUAGGCUUAGGAGGGUAGUAUAGUGGAACAGGCUGUUCCGUGGGUCCAGGGAUAUUUUUUCUGGCACCGACAGAAGACAACAAAGGCAAUGAAAACCUCAGACUAGGUUGCUCUUACGUAAAUUGUGGAAUUUCUUGACCCCCCUUCCAGUUCACUUUUGGACCUCCCACUGUGACUGCUAAUUUGGAUUAAGUCGAUCCUGCAGUCACUAAGCCAAAGUUUGGCUUCUUGACCAAAAAAGUAAAUAAAUAACUUGAAGACUCGCCACUGGUUUGAUGACUUUCACAAUUGUGACAAUCGACGGAAAACCCGGACCGUCAUCUCGUCAACAUCCGCAGAUGUGCAUCGCCUUAUGGCUCCUGACAAGAAGCCGUCUCCUCAAGCCAGAGAAACAACACACCCAUGCGGUCAUAGGAACAAGUCUGGUUAAAUAAAAAGUCAGACUCGGGAUUGGUAGCUAGGUGGGUAUCACAAAGGAGCGGUCGUCUUCUGUUCACACGUACUUCCAUGUCGUUGCUUUAUACUGCCAUCAUCAGUCACUGCACGAGUCAGACCUCCGUUCUUGAGAAACAUCAAUGUGUUUUCACUUUCAGUCCGACUCCGUUUCCUUCCAAAAGCCUGCAUUCCCUCAUGUUUUUAGUGCUAAGAGUGAUUUGUGGUAAACCAAGUCCAGUGAGCGACACUGACGUCUAUAACAUACCGAGGACAGAGCCAAGAUAUGCAAUGGCCAAUAUGCACACUUAUCCUGCCAUUUCUCCAUCACAUUCCAGCACAUAUACACACCCACAUUUGGAUUGUACAGAAUUGGUUCACUUCUGGGCAUUGAUUAUGGCGAUUUAAGUUAACUUUAUAAAUAUUGACAGCAGAGCUGCUCCGGUGCUUCUCCUGCUACGGUGGAGAUGGAGCCUGCACUUAGUUUUCUCAACCUCCGCUAUGGCGAAAGGGUCGCUUUCCCCUAGUUUGCAAAAACAUGCCUUUCAACUCCCCUCUGCAAGUGUGCGGCCGUGUAGUUUGGGUUUUAUUUGCUAAAGAUUUUAAAAUAUGCGCUUCAAAGAGUUCUGCUUCCAAGCGGAUGCAAUUCAGGUGAAUAGAGCUCAUUGUUAAUCGUUUGUCAUCGCUGAGAGCAUCUAGAGUAACCGCCACUGUAUUUGGGUGGCAGAAGAAGCUUUAGAGCAGGAAGUCUUAAGAUCCCAGCAGAUAAAACUAACUGCAAGGUUAAAUACGCAUAAGAGUAAGUUCUGUAAUUUCAAUGAAAUGUACCCUUUAAGAGACUUGAUGUAUUUAUUUUUAAGGCAAACCUCAACUUCAGUCAAGAAAUGCAGAAAGAAGUUCCCCGCUAUAUCAUAGUGGUGCUAAUUUCCCUGAAAUAAUCCAGAAGUUGUGACCUGUAGACUAAUGAGCUGCAUUUCUGAGAGUAGGGCGGUGUUAGGGUUCCUUUUACCAACACAGCCUUGGUUUGAUGGCCAUUAAAGAUGACGAGCUGAACCGUGGUACUGCUGUUUCAGGAACAACUGUGUGCCAUAGGUAACUCUGUGUCUGCAUCGAGACUGUUACCAGGUAAACAAAUCAUCUGCAAAAGCCAUAUUUUUAGACCUAAUUAACACUUGAGAGGCAGAGGUUUCACAUGUGGUUGUGUGUGCUGACCAGCUGCUGUUUUCACUCUGUGAUGGUGAGUUGAUGAAGUGUACAACAGCCACAGCUGAUUCUGACCUGUCUCAAAAACCGGCCCGCAGAAGGCCGUGCGACGCACUUUAUGGAUGAAUGGCAACGCGUAACGUUUGCUAGGAUAUUGUUUUUACUGCUUUGCCUGAGAGGGAAACAUGCCUUUUCCAUCACUGAAUCUGUCUGGGUUCCCAACUGGAUUUAAGAUGUAAAUGUUUUGAUUUAACCUGCGUUAGGUUUUGUUCGGUUCCUCUGUAAAUUUCCUUCUCGCUAAUUCUAAGUGCCUUGAAUAUUUUUUUUUUCUUUUGAUGCGUUUGAAUAGCUUUAUAGGUUUGUGUAGGACAUGAAACAUAUCCACUAUGUCUCUCUGAUGGAAAUACUGUUUUAAAUAAUGCACCUAUGUAUAUGUUGCUUGGAAUAGACUGAACAUGACUUGUUUUUGUAAUAUUACAUGAAUUAAUAUGGAGUCUUAGUUCAGAUACACACCUACAGUUGCACUAUAAAAAAAAAAAACAACAAUUUCUAUGAACAACAUUUGGUAUCACCGGUAAGAUUUAAAGGGAUGAUUCACUGAGAAAUUAGAAAUGUAUGCUGUAGAUACACGUCAUAGCAGAGAUGUUUAUAAAAAGGAAAUAUUUAAUUCACACACAAUUAAACACGGAGUGAUAUAGUGAA
This is a messenger RNA of Stegastes partitus (bicolor damselfish), 3911 nucleotides long. RefSeq names its product sorting nexin 16 (gene snx16). The coding region runs from base 248 to 1339 and encodes 363 amino acids. Gene Ontology annotation, biological process: protein targeting to lysosome; endosome to lysosome transport; early endosome to late endosome transport. The transcript is spliced from 8 exons. Gene Ontology annotation, cellular component: early endosome; late endosome. NCBI's taxonomy places the organism in Eukaryota, Metazoa, Chordata, Actinopteri, Pomacentridae. The record is from RefSeq and is a predicted model, not a curated record. Gene Ontology annotation, molecular function: phosphatidylinositol binding.